UUUUAAGCUAAUUUAAUUUUUUUUUUCAGUACACGAUGUCUGCUCCAGUACUUAAUUACCGGACACGAGGAUGGCUCCGCAUGUCAGUUGAAAAGCAAGACACAUUGCUCAAAAUGGCUGUUCUAUCUCUUGCAGCAAUUCUGUCAUUUUCGUGCAGGCUUUUUUCGGUUCUUCGGUUUGAAUCGGUUAUCCACGAGUUUGAUCCCUACUUCAAUUACCGCACCACCAAAUUUUUAGCUGAGGAAGGCUUCUACAACUUUCACAACUGGUUUGAUGAUCGAGCCUGGUACCCACUUGGAAGGAUCAUUGGAGGCACAAUCUAUCCAGGAUUAAUGGUGACCUCUGCAGCCAUCUACCACAUCUUGAAUUUGGUUAACAUAACCAUAGAUGUGCGUAAUGUUUGUGUCUUUCUGGCCCCACUGUUCUCCUCUCUCACAACCCUAGUUACAUAUCAUCUAGCCAAGGAACUGAAGGGUCCAGGUGCAGGGUUAGUAGCAGCUGUUAUGAUUGCCAUUGUCCCAGGAUAUAUUUCCAGAUCUGUAGCGGGUUCCUAUGAUAAUGAAGGUAUUGCAAUUUUCUGCAUGCUGCUGACCUACUAUAUGUGGAUCAAGGCUGUGAAGACUGGCACUCUGUUCUGGUCAACAAUGGCUUCACUUGCUUACUUUUACAUGGUUUCAUCUUGGGGUGGGUAUGUGUUCCUGAUCAACAUCAUUCCUCUGCACGUGCUAACCCUGAUGAUCACAGGGCGAUUCUCCCACAGAGUUUACGUGGCUUAUUCCACACUCUACGUCAUUGGUACCAUCCUCUCCAUGCAGAUAUCGUUUGUUGGGUUCCAGCCUGUUUCCACUUCUGAACACAUGGGGGCAUUUGGUGUGUUUGGAUUGUGCCAGAUACAUGCUUUUGUAGACUACGUGCGUUCCCGCCUGAACAAGAUACAGUUUGAGGUGCUGUUUCGGGCUGUAAUCUCAACCGUUGCUGUAACAGGAAUAUUGGUGCUGGUAGUGCUGACAGCUAUGGGCAAGAUUGCACCAUGGACUGGAAGAUUCUACUCUCUUCUAGAUCCAUCAUACGCCAAGAACAACAUCCCCAUCAUUGCCUCCGUGUCUGAGCAUCAGCCCACAGCCUGGUCGUCAUUUUACUUUGACUUACAGAUGUUGACAUUCAUGUUCCCCGUGGGUCUAUAUUUCUGCUUCACUAAACUUACAGAUGAGAACAUUUUCAUCAUUCUUUAUGGUGUUCUCAGCAUAUAUUUUGCAGGUGUGAUGGUGCGUCUGAUGCUUGUCUUAGCACCAGUGAUGUGUAUCCUGUCAGGUAUUGCUGUGUCUUCGAUGCUCUCUACAUAUAUGAAGCAAAUUGAUGAUGUUAAGACAGAGAAAAAAAAAGCCAAAUUUGAAGGAAAUUACUUUAUGAGAAGUGAGAUUGCCACAUUUUUUGUGUGUGUGAUGUCAGUAUUUUUGGUGAUGUAUACACUGCAUUGCACCUGGGUAACAUCUGAGGCAUACAGUUCUCCAUCCAUUGUUCUGUCUGCCCGUGGUCACGAUGGGUCGAGAAUCAUAUUUGAUGACUUCAGGGAGGCCUAUUACUGGCUGCGUCACAAUACCCCUGAGGAUGCAAAAGUCAUGUCUUGGUGGGAUUACGGAUAUCAAAUAACAGCCAUGGCUAAUCGCACCAUCCUCGUGGAUAACAAUACUUGGAACAAUACCCAUAUAUCCCGUGUAGGUCAAGCCAUGGCAAGUACAGAAGACAAAGCCUAUGAGAUUAUGCGAGAGCUUGAUGUAGAUUAUGUUCUAGUCAUCUUUGGAGGUCUCACUGGCUACUCUUCUGAUGAUAUCAACAAAUUUUUGUGGAUGGUGCGUAUUGGAGGAAGCACCGAGAAGGGCGGCCACAUCAAGGAACACGAUUAUUACACUCCAGCUGGGGAAUUCCGUGUUGAUAAGGAAGGCUCGCCAACGUUACUAAACUGCCUUAUGUACAAGAUGUGCUACUAUAGGUUUGGGCAAGUGUACACAGAAGGAGGUAAACCUCCCGGCUACGACAGGGUUCGCAACGUUGAAAUCGGCAACAAAGAUUUUGAACUGGAUGUUCUGGAAGAAGCGUACACGACAGAACACUGGAUUGUUCGUAUUUACAAAGUUAAAGACCUGCCCAACAGAGGCGCCUAGAGCUAUAUUUUGAAAUAAAAACUAGUAAAUAUUCAGUAGUACAAUUUUUAUACUACAAUUUCCAGUGCAGUAUUUGGAUUGAUAUUUGUUUACUGUUAGUCUUUGUUGAUGGUGCUUUGUUUUCCCCACUUUUGGAAUAUUCUUCCGACAUGGUUGUGUAAAUAUACUCAAAAUAUA
This is a messenger RNA of Cherax quadricarinatus, 2339 nucleotides long. It is a transcript of the gene Stt3A, whose product is annotated as catalytic subunit 3A of the oligosaccharyltransferase complex. Lineage: Eukaryota; Metazoa; Arthropoda; Malacostraca; Decapoda; Parastacidae. Gene Ontology annotation, molecular function: dolichyl-diphosphooligosaccharide-protein glycotransferase activity. Gene Ontology annotation, biological process: post-translational protein modification. Gene Ontology annotation, cellular component: membrane. The record is from RefSeq and is a predicted model, not a curated record.